UCACUCUCCAAACUCCUCAGUGUUGUAUUCUUGCAUGCUUUAUUUAUUUCUUUCUUUCGCUCUCAACUGAGCGGUUGAGGCUGUUGAGGCGCGCGCACCGGAGAGCAAGUCAAGUCGUGCCGGUGCCAGGACUGACGCGCCAAAAUCGUCGCAACUCAAAACAAGAGCUGCUCACAAUUUUGUGAGGGGGGGGAAAUAAUCAAUCAUGUCUUCGCCCGAUGAUGGCAUGUGCUCGUUUGCGUAGCUGACCUCGGAUUUCUGGACUUGUAUUUGUAACUAGUACAAGGAAUGGCUUUCCUUUUGACGUGGUUCUUUCUGUCUUGUUACAGCGUAUGCAGUGCUCGGGGGACUCAGCACAGCGAGAGCAGUAUCUAUUUGGAUAACAUCACGCGCAUAUUGGAUAGAUUACUGGACGGCUAUGACAACAGGCUGCGACCUGGAUUUGGAGGUCCAGUGACAGAAGUCAAAACGGACAUCUUUGUCACCAGCUUUGGACCCGUUUCAGAUGUCGAGAUGGAAUACACCAUGGACGUGUUCUUCCGGCAAACGUGGAUCGACGAGCGCUUGAAAUUCGAGGGCCCCAUCGAGAUCCUUCGACUCAACAACCUCAUGGUCAGCAAGAUCUGGACGCCAGACACGUUUUUCCGCAACGGCAAGAGGUCGAUCUCUCACAACAUGACCACCCCCAACAAGCUGUUCCGCAUCAUGCAGAACGGAACCAUCCUCUACACCAUGAGAUUAACUAUCAAUGCAGAGUGCCCCAUGCGCCUGAUGAACUUCCCGAUGGACGGACAUGCAUGCCCACUCAAGUUUGGGAGCUAUGCUUACCCUGUCAGUGAGAUCAUGUACACGUGGAAGAAAGGUCCCCUGUCUUCCGUCGAGGUGCCGCAGGAGUCGUCUAGUCUCUUGCAAUAUGACCUCAUCGGUCAGAGAGUGUCAAGUGAAAGGCUGAAGUCCAAUACGGGGGAAUACGUCAUCAUGACCGUCCAUUUCCACCUGCAAAGAAAAAUGGGCUUUUUCUUGAUCCAGACAUACAUUCCCUGUAUCAUGACCGUGAUCUUGGCUCAAGUCUCCUUCUGGAUUAACAAGGAGUCAGUUCCAGCUCGGACGGUAUUUGGUAUCACCACCGUGUUGACCAUGACCACCCUUAGCAUCAGCGCCCGCCACUCCCUUCCCAAAGUCUCCUACGCCACAGCCAUGGAUUGGUUCAUCGCCGUCUGCUUCGCCUUCGUCUUCUCCGCCCUCAUCGAGUUUGCGGCUGUCAACUACUUCUCCACACUGCAAGCUAACCGGGAGUUACGCAAGGCGGCGGCCAUGAAGGCGGCGGCUCAAGAGGCCGCAGCUGCCGCCCCAGCUGCCAGCGCAGGAAAUGAUGGAGAGAUUUCCUCGGCGGAUGCGAGCAACGUGUUGAAGAAGCGGAUGAAUUCGGCGCCCCUUUUCGACCGGCCGGCCAAGACCUUCCCCAACCCGCCCGUCAGCGCCCAGGCCUUCCUGCAGCAAGGCUCCGCCAUGCCGGCUAACAACGUCCUAACCGGCACGAGCAUCAUCGACAAAUACUCUCGCAUCCUCUUCCCGCUUUCCUUCGGCGCCUUCAACUUGGUCUACUGGAUUGUGUACCUCACCAAGGACACCAUGGAGAUGACCAGGGAUUCCGUCUGAACCCGCAGAACAUGAACAUCGCAUAGAUGCAACUGCAUAGAGAGACAAACAUGCAUACAAGAGGGUGGCCCAACGACAACCCUGGUCUCAUCAACCAUUCGUCGCGCGUGUGCGUGUGUUUGUGUGUGUGUGUGUGUGUGUGUGAUGCAUGGCGAGAAAGUCUCUCAUUGGCGUGUCAAUGCAUAUUAAGUUUGCUUUCGAGCCAAAAAAAAAAAAAAAUAGUCGUUAGAGUAGAUGCUAUCUAUCGCCAACUUAAUUCAAGUGUGCAAAGGCUUCGUCUACCUGAUGUCUCCUAAGAAAAUUCAAAACAUGUUUCGGAUGGGACUAUCGCCUGGUAGCAAGGCUGAGGAGCAGCAGGCUCUGCUUAACUUUUACUCAUGCAUGUCCAGACUCAGUGAAUGAGAUUCUGCAUGUGUUCAAAAUCAUACGUUCGCCUCCCUCCAUUGUCUUUCAUUUAUUUAUUUGUUUUUUGGGGGUCGGGGGGGGGGGGGUGGAAUGAGUGUACUCCACGUAAUGGGCUGACUUAUCCUCUCCAAUUCUCACUUCACACUCAAUCACAUCCUUUCCGCAUGCGGCCGCGCGGAAAGAGGACCCGAGGGAACAUCUUCAAAAUAAAACAUUUUCAAGUGGCGUGUACUGCAGAUAGUUUGCACAAAUAUGAAACGACAGUAAUUCCAUCAUUUCGUAGCUCUUCAUAUCUAUCUAUCUAGCUAUCUAUCUAUAUCUACAUAUAUAUCUAUGUUCCGAUAUGAUUCAAGAAUGGAGAGAUUUCAGCAAAUAACGAUUCAGCACAAUUCGAGGUUGAAUUUAAUAUGGUGCGGCUGUAGCUGUUGUCAUGGUUAUUAAUAUGCAACAUGUAAAAGCUCUCCAAAGUCCAAAUGUGUCAAUACAUUCAAUGACAGGACAAACCAGAAGCGGCAUCAAACUGCUGUAAAUCUCUUAGAAAAGACGAUACAGUACACACAUAUAUAUAUCUAUAUGUCUCUCUCUACAUAUAUGUGUGUGUAUCUGUGGGUCUGUGUGUGUGUGUUGACUAUUGAUUGACUGGCGACCAGUCCAGGGUAUCUUCUGUCUGCCAGGAGAGGCUCCUGCUCCCCACAACUCUGAACAGGAUUGGUGGCACAGGAAAUGGAUGGAUGGAUACAUGGAAUCAACUAUUUUUUUGCCUUAUCUGUCUUAAAAUAAGAUCGGAUUUUAUUUUUUUAUAAAGCGCUUUUUAGGGGUGUGCAAGAAGGUAUGCAUUCGCUGGUGUAACACACGAUUAAAGUGGUAGAAAAGGCGGUGAAUCGCCACUUUCGAGGAAGAAAUGUUGUAAAGUUACAAAUGCGAUUUAUGAUGGCUAAAAAUCGUUGGAUACAAUCAAUUCUCUGCCAGCCAAUCAACAGAGAGCGGCGUGUCUUGCCCCGCGCUCCACAAGUGUACUGACAGGACCUUUUAGAAUAGAAACGUGACAACUAGCAUGGCGGCUUCCUCCAUCUGUAUAUUCAUUCCUCGCUGAGGGUGCAUGCGUUUAAGCUCAAUUGGGGACAUUUGGGGUUGUGCGCUGCACACUGUCAAACAACAACUAAUGAAUAUUGUAGCAUUGCAUAAACUGAUCAAAACAAAGCCACGGUGGAUUCAUGCAGUCAGACUUGGGGGCUGGAAGUGUGUGAUAAUCAAGAGUUGCGUAAGAUAUGUAAAAAAAAAAAAAAAAAAAAAUCCUGUUCAUACACAAAGGCUUCUUAGCAUCUCAGCAACAGCGUAUGUACACUUGAGAAAAUGAUUAUUGUCACUCCGCUCGAAAAAUUAGCAUGCUUUAUCCCGCCCCCCUCCGUGAAUGUAAAAAACGUGUUCGCCAGUUCUUAAUUAAGAAGACAGCUUCUGGCUUCUUGUUGGCAUUGAACCACGAGCGAAAAAUAGAAACCUCAACCCAGAAUCAUCAAUAACGCAGGUUGCCAAAACAUCUUCAUUAGUAAUCCACUUGUGUGGAUUAUGCAGUUUACGGCUAAGCGCUAACAGGUUGUGUUGUGUAAACGUGUGCUGCCUCACCACAUUCAUCAUCCUGUCGCACCCCCCCCACCCCCUCAUUAAAAGUGGCUUCCGUUAACACGGGCACCUUUUCAAAUGAACCUCCUUUAAGAAGGUUUUAAAAGAUAUGCAUGUACAAUAGCUAUGCCGGUUAUUAAUAACAUCAUACAAAUCCUUACGCAUAUGCUUUAUUGAUGACCUAAAUAUGUAGAGUUCUUCGUGGACUACUAGCACAAACAAUAAUUUUGAUGAGUCCCUCUUUAAAUAUUAGGCAUGAUGAAUGUAUGACCAACGUAUGAUGUCUACCGUGUAGAUCAGAGUUGAUGUGAUGAGCUGCACAAUAACGAUGAAGUCAUCUCGUCAUAAUUCGAAUCGUAAAAAAGGGCGGAAUAAAUCAAAAAAUAGUCUGAAUUUGCCAUUUCAGUUCGUCAAUAUUUUUAUCAGGCACAUUAGAAGAACAGUAGCUGCUGAAUGCUUUGAUUUACUUCCAAUGAUAAAUUUUAUUUGAUCAUAAGAUAUCAACAUGGAAAAAUGUGUUUUUAUAUCUUUAUUUAUUGUUUCUAAUAAUAAGUGAUGUCGUGUUCAAUAUGUAUUAACAUAGUUCAUAAUAUAUUCCAUUUGUCUUUUCAUCAUCAUUAGUUACCGUUAAUAGUCCAUUUUAUUUUUUUAUAAUAUAUUUGCUGUCAAUUGUCAUUUUAAACUUUUUAAUCUUAUAUUUUGAACCUUUUUUUUUUUUUUUGCGGCACUUUAUUUUGUAAAGGGGGCACCAAUUCGGCCCCGACGGUGAGGCCGCAUCACGCCACUUGAUGAAAAGGUCACACUUGAAACGUUCAAGAAAAAAAUGUCUUUGCCAAUAGCCUGUCAUUAUGUCUUAACAGGUCUGACAUUUAAAAGCAGCCAACGCAAAAUAUAUGUGGAGGUUCCUGAAAGGCUUUUAAAAGUUAUUUCUUCUCCACUUAACAGCCCUCCUCUGCACUUUUGUUAGGGGGCGGGGCUAUAGAGCUCUUUCAGAUUGCUUGUCCCAUAUGAAAAACAAUCAUAUGGGAGGAGUGUGUAAAAAAAGUUGUAUUUGUUUGUGUGUGUUUUAUUUUUACUUAUUUGUAGAAAUAUUGGAUGUGGCCUCUGACCACACCUCCGGCACGAGCAGACUUGCCAGACAUUUGACAUCCUGUAUUAACGUGUGUUGAGGUAAUUGCAAUAUUUGAAAGAAAACAGUGGAACCCUGUUUGAUGAUGAGCAGCACUUCAAUAACUGGAGCCUAACUCUUUUUAUUGACUCACCACAAGCGUUUGUCCUUCAGGCAGCUGCGAUUUUUUUAUUUUUCUCACCCUCCCACAGCAUUGGAAAAACAAUGUGUGGCCCCUGUUGAAUAAACGUUUUCCCCCACAAGAAUGUUCAAUAAAGUCAACAUUAUUUUGCUGUUCCGA
Messenger RNA from Hippocampus zosterae (dwarf seahorse), 5093 nucleotides. RefSeq names its product gamma-aminobutyric acid type A receptor subunit alpha6b (gene gabra6b). Gene Ontology annotation, molecular function: GABA-gated chloride ion channel activity; GABA-A receptor activity; inhibitory extracellular ligand-gated monoatomic ion channel activity. The coding region runs from base 289 to 1659 and encodes 456 amino acids. The record is from RefSeq and is a predicted model, not a curated record. Gene Ontology annotation, biological process: signal transduction; synaptic transmission, GABAergic; regulation of postsynaptic membrane potential. NCBI's taxonomy places the organism in Eukaryota, Metazoa, Chordata, Actinopteri, Syngnathiformes, Syngnathidae. Gene Ontology annotation, cellular component: synapse; GABA-A receptor complex; postsynapse. The transcript has 10 exons.